AUGGUUAACAAUCGAGGUGAUGCCGGCUCGCUGGUACUGAAUCUGUUGAAUAAUGUGAUCCGAUUGUUAUUCGGCCCUAUUGGGUACUUCACCUACGCCAAAAAUUUGUUGUUACUUGAUAUCGAGCCUUUCAGCUGCGAUGUCGAGAAUAUCGAGAAGGGUCGUAUGACUGCCAACACCGUUCAGGGCAAAGAAACGGAUGAGGGUUCGAUCGUUAUUCCACCGUGUGGACAUGUACCCACAAUUGCAUGUCGUUCCUAUAUCAAUUAUUCAUCGAUGAAUUUGGAAUAUGCCGCUCUGUUUACCGCAGUCUUAUGGGAUUUUAUCGGAUACUUAUAUGGCUUACAACAACGACAACACCAGAUAGUGGUGCCACUGUGGACGUGGGAAAUGGACAACCCUUAUGUCUUAACCCCUUUUGCCUAUGUUUCCUGGUUCAUAUGCCACAGCAAAACGAGAGUGCUGGGUUCAGAUGUCAUCCAAAAUGUCAAAACAGCCGGUGAGGCAACCUACGGAAGAUUUUCGUGGAAUCAGCGGUUAAUUGACGACCAGCAGACGCCUCGUAAAGUAUCAGAGUGGAAUCUCCAGUUUGAGCAAAUCGCCAUCGGAGAUGAAACGGGCAUUCGGGGUCGCUAG
Aspergillus pseudotamarii is the source of this 636-nucleotide messenger RNA. RefSeq lists its product as uncharacterized. The transcript has 2 exons. The record is from RefSeq and is a predicted model, not a curated record. Bases 1 to 636 code for a protein of 211 amino acids. Lineage: Eukaryota; Fungi; Ascomycota; Eurotiomycetes; Eurotiales; Aspergillaceae.